GUCGAUAAAUUUUAGAACCAAAACCCCUGGGGCAUAAAAUAUGGAAUAAAAAUGACGAAUUACAGCAAUUUUGAUUCACCGAUCUGCAAAUUGUGAGCUCCGAUCACUCGCCAAUGGCAGCCCCUUUCUUUUCGACACCCUUCCAACCGUUUGUCUAUCAGAGCCCACAGGAUGCAGUCACACCUUUUCAGAUCCUGGGAGGGGAAGCACAAAUAGUUCAGGUAAUGCUAAAGCCAGGGGAAAAGGUUAUUGCUAAGCCAGGUUCGAUGUGCUACAUGUCCGGGUCUAUACAAAUGGAAAAUGUAUACGUGCCAGAAAAUGAAGCUGGUGUGUGGCAAUGGCUUAUUGGAAAGAGUGUUACUAGCAUAAUACUCCACAAUACUGGAUCAACUGAUGGGUUUGUGGGAAUAGCUGCACCUACACUUGCAAAGAUUCUACCGAUUGAUCUGGCUUUGUUUGGUGGUGAAAUGUUGUGCCAGCCAGAUGCAUUUCUUUGCUCUAUUAAUGAUGUCAAAGUAAAUAAUUCAGUUGAUCCAAGGGCACGCAAUGCCAUUACUAAUGUAGAGGGAUUUUUGAGGCAGAAACUCUCUGGUCAAGGGCUUGCUUUUAUUGUAGGUGGUGGUUCUGUUGUACAGAAAAACCUAGAGGUGGGAGAAGUACUCACAAUUGAUGUCUCAAGCAUUGUUGCCGUUUCAGCAACAGUUAAUGUUCAAAUCAAGUAUAAUGGCCCUAUGAGAAGGGUAGUCUUUGGGGGUGACAACCUGAUCACUGCUGUUCUAACCGGACCUGGUAUUGUCUUCAUCCAAAGCAUGCCCUUUCACCGGCUUUCUCAGCGCAUUGCAAGGGCUGUUACCUCCCCCAACAUGCGGGACAACCCCAAGUUCUUCUUCCAGAUAGCUGUCUUCUUCUUUUUAGCAUACGUCGUCAUUGUGUCAUCACUAAUCUUGACAGACAUAUGAUUGAAUGAAACAAACGAUCAUCUUCCUAUUGGCUACCCAAUAUCAAUUCACCCCUUUUUCCCUAGUUUCUAGAUGCUAUUGUCACUUUCUUCCUACAAAAAAGAAAUAGAUGUAAAAUUGAUAUUUGCAGUAGCUUUUAAAGGAGUAUAUUUUUUUGCGUUGGCUCAGGCUGAGGCUGGGGA
Molecule: messenger RNA, 1141 nt
Organism: Andrographis paniculata
Lineage: Eukaryota; Viridiplantae; Streptophyta; Magnoliopsida; Lamiales; Acanthaceae
Exons: 10
Coding region: 114-959 (281 amino acids)
Source: RefSeq, a predicted model, not a curated record